Messenger RNA from Lolium rigidum, 690 nucleotides. RefSeq lists its product as uncharacterized. The record is from RefSeq and is a predicted model, not a curated record. NCBI's taxonomy places the organism in Eukaryota, Viridiplantae, Streptophyta, Magnoliopsida, Poales, Poaceae. The transcript has a single exon. The coding region runs from base 1 to 240 and encodes 79 amino acids.
AUGGUGUGGCUGCAGUACGCGGCGACCCGGAGGCAGCGCGCCGCCACGGCCGGCCUCUUCCUCACCGGCGCCCUGCUCAUCGCCGUCGCCGCGCGCCUCUCCUACGCCAACGUCGAGCCCCAGCGCGCCAAGGCGGCCGAGCGGCGCAAGGUCCUGGAGGCGUUCAUCGCCCGCAAGCGCGCCGCCGUCGCGGGAGCAGGCGACUCUCACUCCUCCCAGCCAGAUCCACCGAAACCCUAGCCGGGUCGCGCGCUCAGAAUCCAACUGCCAGUAUCCCCGGCAUUCAGUCGGCAGUCGGAGCAAAGGGGAUCGUUCUCCUCCUCACCUGGAUCGCAGGUGUCACCUCAGUUGGAUAGCGAUGCUACUUUCAUUGUGUACUCCGUAUUUAGGAACUCGGCCCAACAUUGUAUUCUCAACUCAGAUUAUUCUUCCUACCUCGGUGGCAGAAUCAUACUGCAGUGUUCCUGUACUCAGCCAAGCAUUUCGUGCACAGUUACCGUUCCCUUCGAGAGCUUGCCUGCUCUGCACUACUAGAUUUUGCACGGCACAGUAUGUUCUGCUGAUCUAAAUUUCUGCCCCCUCUUGAUAAUUGUUUGCUUGUGCUUCAGUAUUUUCAAACCGGGAUUUCAGAUAAAUAAACCGAUUGUUGCUGUACAAGCAUUGUUUUUCUUGUGGCUGAAGUUAUGUAGA